UAACGAGCACUUCGCGGGAGCGUGUAAGAGCUGCUGUCAGUAUUCAAGCUCACAUCUUGGAGCCGCAAACACACACAUACAGAGACAGACAGACAGACAGACAGACGCGCGGCGGAGGAGGACUAUUAGACCCGCAGCACCGAGAGUGUCAUGAACGGAUUUAUUCAGUAACUCACAGGAAUAAGGACAAACAAAUAAACACUGACAUCACUCGAGCCCUGGGAUAACUCCUGACUGGUUUCCAAGCAACCACAGAGCCAUUUUUGUCAUGGCCCGGCCACAGCAGGACAGUAGGGCGGACAGUCAGAGCCCUGCGCAGCCGCAGACCUGCAGGAUGGAAGUUCUACGUCGGGAUGCCUGGCCAAGCGGCGGCACGCAGCUGAUUCCACAGACCAGACAGCGACGCAGGACUGUGGCUACUCAGACCAGCACUGUACCGGCACCUGUUGUCUCCACACAGGACUCUGUGAGCGUGGGCAGUCCCCCUGAACAGGGAGGUCCUCUAAGAGAUAGCUCAGGAACCGAGCAGGAGAGGUCAUGUCCCAGCCGGAGACAGCAGCCCCUGCCUGAUCUCCUUCCCGAGGGCAGAAGCUCUUCGGCACAACCGAGCCGCCGAGGCUCUGCAGCUGACGAGGAGUCCAUGGAAGUGGUGGGCAGAGUGGCCAUCCAGCUGAGAACCAUAGGAGACGAGAUAAACGCGGUUUACCUUCAGAGAAGGAACGAGGGCGCGCAAUGGCAGAAUUGGAGAGGCCUCUACCGCGGCCUGGUCGCCUUUCUGGCAGACACCAUAAGCACCCUCUACCAGCUCAGAUAAACGGACGGGUAUUUGGCACUGCGGGGGGCGCCGGCGCUUCCUAACACAGCCUCUAAUCUUCUGCACUGGCUCGGGGACAUUUCUGCUGGCCCAGAAUGCACUGUGGAGUUUUUUUUUGUUGUUGUUGUUGUUGAUCUUGUAUGUGUUGUUUCUCAGUUGUAUAUGUUGUAUAUUGUAUUUCCUGUCUUUUUUUUUUGGGAGAAGGUUCAUGUAGCAAGUGACUGAAGUGUGCGUGUUGGUAUGGGGGCAUGUUAGGGGGGAGAAAUGUUUGUGCCUCUCUAGAUCUGUGAAGCUGUGAAGCACAAUCGGUUGGAAGCUUGUUUAUUACUUUUUUUGUAUUUGAUUUAUUUUUUAUUUUUUAUGAUUGACCAACCUGAAGGCCUGGGUACUCAGAGAAUCUGUGAUGGGUCUACAAAUGUAUCAAAAAGUGUGUUUAGACAGCGGCCAAUUUGUGAUUAUGAUCUAAAUUGCAUUCACGUUCUUUUACUCUCAAUUCUGCUUUACUCUAACAAGAAACAGAGCAAUAGUGACACAGGCUUGAUUCCUGAAGCAAAGCAGAAUUCAAAGUGACAUUUUCUCAAUUCUACGGAAACUACAGAAGCAGAUUAACAGUAAAAUGCGAAUUGCAAAAAAAUGGAUUGGAAGAAUUCUGUGCCAUGUCAUACUAAUUGACCUUUAAAGCCUCCUGUCUUAAACUAUCACUUUUUGUCCCCCUCAUUUGACAAUAUUUGGCAAGUACAGUAAAAAUGCAUAAAAAAAAAAAAAUGUAUACAGCAAUGUAAGCGCCAUGACCGCCGGCGUACACCCGAGUACAACAAGCAUUCAAACCCAGAUGCCAAAAAUCAGUCUAUCCAGGUCUUCAGAAAGCACUAAUUGAAAGGAUGGGUUGUACCUCAGGCACUGAAAUGCUGUAUCUGCUCUUAGCUGCCUUACAGAGCAAUACUGCAUGACAGCACAGGAAAAAGGGCACUACUAAACCAGACUAUCAAUCGACAGGUCAGGUCGACAGGACAGGGACAGAGACAGGACUGGCCUUUCAAUACCACACGCUUCCUUUACAGCGAACCCAGUGUGGUGAAUGUGCCUUACAUCACCCUUUAAAAAAAAACAAAAAACCUUUGUGCUUGUUUGAGCAGGGGCAGUGCUUGUUUGAACGGUGUGUAUGGGGUUGGGGUGGGGUGGGGUGCGAUUGGGGAUGGGUGGUUGGGUCAAAGCGUCAGUGCCUUGGUGCUCCCACCAGUAUGUACACUUUGGAACACGACAUUCAUCACUCAUUUCAAAGAUUGAUCACCUCCAAUGGAGGCAUUAGAAUCGAGGCCGGAAGCCGCGUGGACCCCCCAGACCACAGGCUGUCCAUAUGGCUGGGUAGCAGUGUUAAUAUUUGUAAUGAACGUAUAUGUAAAUAUUUUGGGAGAAAAUGGCAACAGGCAAGAGAUGGAAGGAACUGGCCGUUCUCAUCCCGGGGUAUCAUGUAUAUUUUGGUGAAACUUUAAAGUACUUAUAGGUUCCUUGUUUUCACUCGAAAGCUCUGUAUGUCAGAUUUCUGUUCUUUUGAACUUCUUACGGACCAACGCAGGGAAGUUAGCAAACUUAAAUGUUCCCUAAAAAAGUAGUUCGAUUUGGAUAUAUGACUUUCUGAAGAUUUAAAAACUGGUUUAGUUUGUGAACGCUGCCCGUACAAAUACAAAUCAAAAGGUUAAGGUUAUUUAUUUUUCUGUACAUUUCUACGCUUGGUCCUUAGUGAGGAUUAGGGACGUCAUUCAUGUAUUUUGUUUAGCAAUGAAAGGCUAAUGUUAUGAGCUAAAGUUAUUUGCAUUCAUUAUUAGGAAUAAUUUUUUGUUUUUGUUUUUUGUCAUGUCCUAUAAGCAAGGCUUGUAAUAAAGAUCAAAAGGUUGAAUGAGCAUGGUGAUAAAGUUAAGUUGUCCAGGAAUCAUUAUGUAUGCAUUUGUCUUCUCAUUUUUUAAAUAAUUAUAAUUUUUUUUUAUAACUUACCAACCCUUUUGACAAAACUACAAAGUAGUGAAAAGCAAAACUUUAUAAAUGUAUUCCUGCUGUAAUUUAAAUACUGGGCAUAAUUUUGCUGCAAUAAGAUUAUGAAAGAAACUGAGCCAGAACUUUUCUUACAUAAAGCAAAUUUUAAGUGUUCACUUUAGGCGGUAAACACUCGAACGCUUGCAUGUUGCCAUUGCUCUCACAUGGAGUUCAUAGGCGUGUAUCUAACAAACUACAUAUAACAUGUCUGUGGGUUAACCAUGUGAAAACCUUGUUAGCACUCUCCUUUUUUGGUCCUCUUUUUUCACGUGGGUACUGUACUGUACUGUAUUUCUGAGCAUACUGAUUACCAGCGGUCUGUCUUGUGACUGCCUGUCUUAUGAUUUCCUGUGUAACGCAGUGGUGUAUUCCACAUCCUGUGGACAGGUUGUGGCUUCUUGUGGAGAGGGGUAUUCUCUGAUGCACUCUCUCCCUAAGGGAAAGGCCUUAAGUGUGAACUGUGAACAUCACACUAUGCUCAAGCUCAUGUCAAUCUCAUUUUCUAGCCUUGUACAUUUGCUGUUUGGACUUUUUCUAUCAAUUUUCUAUAUGAAUUUUGGUAUGUUUCCCCCUUCCCCCUGCCCCUUUUGCCUUUUUAAAAUAAAGAGAAAUAUGAUGAUA
This is a messenger RNA of Clarias gariepinus (North African catfish), 3466 nucleotides long. RefSeq names its product BCL2 binding component 3 (gene bbc3). Gene Ontology annotation, biological process: intrinsic apoptotic signaling pathway; positive regulation of release of cytochrome c from mitochondria; positive regulation of apoptotic process. Gene Ontology annotation, cellular component: mitochondrion. Bases 269 to 814 code for a protein of 181 amino acids. The transcript is spliced from 4 exons. NCBI's taxonomy places the organism in Eukaryota, Metazoa, Chordata, Actinopteri, Siluriformes, Clariidae. The record is from RefSeq and is a predicted model, not a curated record.